Erigeron canadensis is the source of this 2054-nucleotide messenger RNA. Its product is annotated as T-complex protein 1 subunit theta. Lineage: Eukaryota; Viridiplantae; Streptophyta; Magnoliopsida; Asterales; Asteraceae. Gene Ontology annotation, molecular function: ATP binding; ATP-dependent protein folding chaperone; ATP hydrolysis activity. Bases 182 to 1825 code for a protein of 547 amino acids. Gene Ontology annotation, biological process: protein folding. The transcript has 13 exons. The record is from RefSeq and is a predicted model, not a curated record. Gene Ontology annotation, cellular component: chaperonin-containing T-complex.
AAUCAAAUAUCCCAAACAAAACCUAAAAAUACAACACACACACAACACCACAUUCUACACACUCACACUCGCAGCAUCAGCAGCAGAAAGAAGGCGCCAUCCAUUUAUAUCUUGGGUUUGUUUGUAUUGAGAAGAUCUAACAACUCCUCUAUCGAUUAAUAGAAUAAAAGGAAAAAGAAAAAUGGGUCUCCAAACACAGCCUUAUGGAAUACAGGGAAUGCUGAAAGAAGGACACAAACAUUUGUCUGGUUUGGAUGAAGCUGUUAUUAAAAACAUCGAUGCUUGUAAACAACUUUCCAACAUCACUCGAACUUCCCUUGGUCCCAAUGGCAUGAAUAAAAUGGUUAUCAAUCAUCUGGACAAGUUAUUUGUGACAAGUGAUACUGCCACCAUUGUGAAUGAACUCGAGAUUCAGCAUCCCGCUGCGAAACUUUUGGUAUUGGCAGGGAAAGCACAACAGGAAGAAAUCGGCGAUGGAGCCAAUCUGGUAGUUUCUUUUGCUGGAGAGCUUCUCCAGGGUGCGGAAGAGCUCAUUAGGAUGGGACUACAUCCCAGUGAAAUCAUUAUCGGAUACACUAAAGGAAUUAACGAGACUGUCAAGAUCUUAGAAGGAUUGGUCGAGGAAGGUUCCGACACCAUGGAUGUCAGGAACAGAGAUGAAGUUAUCUUAAGGAUGAAAGCCGCUGUUGCUAGCAAACAAUAUGGACAGGAGUCUAUUCUGUGUCCUCUAAUCGCAGAUGCAUGCAUUCAAGUUUGUCCAAGGAACCCGGUAAACUUCAAUGUUGAUAAUGUGAGAGUUGCAAAACUUCAAGGUGGUGGUCUUAAUAAUUGUACCACAGUUAGAGGCCUGGUACUUAAAGGUGAUACUGUAGGGAGUAUCAAGAGAAUAGAAAAGGCAAAGGUGGUUGUGAUAGCUGGUGGCGUUGAUACAACUGCAACUGAGACCAAAGGAACUGUUCUGAUUCACAGUGCUGAGCAGCUUGAAAAUUAUGCAAAAACUGAAGAAGCAAAGGUUGAAGAGCUCAUAAAAGCAGUUGCAGAAUCGGGUGCAAAGGUCAUAGUUAGUGGAGCAGCUGUAGGAGAGAUGGCUCUGCAUUUUUGUGAGCGUUACAAGAUCAUGGUUUUAAAGAUUGGCUCAAAGUUUGAACUUCGCCGUUUUUGCCGCACAACUGGUGCUGUUGCUCUUCUGAAGCUUGGGAGUGCUGUAAACCCUGAUGAUCUUGGAUAUGUGGACUCCAUUUCAGUUGAGGAGAUUGGUGGUGCUAGGGUAACUGUUGUAAGAAAUGAAGAAGGUGGGAACUCCGUGACCACUGUUUUGUUGCGAGCAAGUACUGAUAGCAUAUUGGAUGACCUGGAAAGGGCUGUUGAUGAUGGUGUCAACACUUACAAGGCAUUAUGCAGAGACAGUAGAUUUGUACCUGGAGCCGCAGCUACUGAAAUUGAAUUAGCCAGAAAACUGAAGGAAUUUUCUUUUACAGAGACAGGAUUAGAUCAGUAUGCUAUUGCAAAGUUUGCUGAGUGUUUUGAAAUGAUACCAAAAACUUUAGCUGAGAAUGCUGGGCUUAAUGCCAUGGAGAUCAUAUCUACUUUGUAUGCCGAGCAUGCUGCAGGAAAUGCCAAAGUUGGUAUAGACUUGGAAGAAGGAGCAUGUAAAGAUGUCUCAACAUUGAACAUAUGGGAUCUUUACGUAACCAAGUAUCAUGCACUCAAGUAUGCUGCUGAUGCAGUUUGUACGGUGUUACGUGUUGAUCAGAUAAUAAUGUCAAAACCAGCUGGUGGACCAAGUAGGAGAGAUCAACCGGCAGGAAUGGAUAAUGAAGAUUAAGAUUAGGCAAAAAUGAAGAUUUUUGGAUGUGUUUUAAUUUUGCUGAUAUAUGAAGUACUGCUUGGUUUAGAGGACUUAGUAUUAUGUAAUGGAUUUUGGGUAGUUGGGUGGUGGCGAUAGUUGAGUUUUGAGGUGUGUUUGUAUCAAAUUUGUGACAGGGUUUUUUUUUCGAGACAUUUGAUUUUGGCACCUAAACGAGAAUUAGUAAAAAUCAUGCAUGCAUUGCCUA